AGACCGGAAGCAGUUGCAGGCGUUUCCGUUUCCUAUGCUCAGCUGCCUUGUGGUUGCCUCGGUGAUGUCGUGGGUUCAAGCAGCAACUUCGGUCAGCAAUCAGAGAGAAGAGGGGGAUGUGUUUGACGAGGAAGCGGACGAAUCGCUCCUGGUGCAGCGGGAAUGGCGGAACCACAUGCAGAGACGCGUCAAAGAAGGUUAUAGAGAUGGACUAGAGGCUGGCAAAGCAGUUUCUCUGCAACAAGGCUUCAAUCAAGGUUAUAAAGAAGGUGCAGAAGUCAUUAUAAACUAUGGACAACUCAGAGGAACUUUGAGUGCUUUGCUCUCCUGGUGUCACCUUCAGGAUAAUAGUUCGGCUUUGAUCAGUAAAAUAAAUAAUCUUCUGGAUGCAGUUGGCCAGUGUGAAGAGUGUGUGCUCAAACAUCUGAAAUCAAUCACCCCACAGCCUCAUGUUGUAGAUUUAUUGGACUCCAUUCAGGAUAUGGACCUUUGUCAUGUAGUUCCAGCUGAGAAAGAGAGUGAUAAAGCUAAAGAUGAAAGACUCUGUGAAGAUAAUGCUGAGCUUAACAAAAACUGUGGCAAGAGCCUUGGUAGAGCCCACUGUUCAUCUUUAGAAUGUGGUGGGACACGGGAGCACGUGCAUUCUGAAAGCCCAAGCCUCUCCUGGAUCUUAGAGCAGACGGCCGGUUUAGUAAAACAGCUGGGAGUGUCAGUAGACAUAUUACAGCACCUCAAACAGCUGUAAAAGUCAUCUUCACUUUCCUAAUGAAAAGAACGUUCAGAACAUUGCUUAGAGUGUUUUGUAUCUUAACAAGCUUACCAAAAUCUGUACUGGUUUCUACAUGGAACACUUCACUAUCCUUCAUGGAAGUUUGAAAUGUCUUCAUAUUUAACACUAUUAAAUGUAACAUAAGUC
This is a messenger RNA of Hipposideros armiger (great roundleaf bat), 916 nucleotides long. RefSeq names its product YAE1 maturation factor of ABCE1 (gene YAE1). The record is from RefSeq and is a predicted model, not a curated record. Bases 35 to 745 code for a protein of 236 amino acids. The transcript has 3 exons. Lineage: Eukaryota; Metazoa; Chordata; Mammalia; Chiroptera; Hipposideridae.